Messenger RNA from Gigantopelta aegis, 1815 nucleotides. Its product is annotated as beta-hexosaminidase-like. Lineage: Eukaryota; Metazoa; Mollusca; Gastropoda; Neomphalida; Peltospiridae. Gene Ontology annotation, cellular component: membrane. The record is from RefSeq and is a predicted model, not a curated record. The transcript is spliced from 6 exons. Gene Ontology annotation, biological process: carbohydrate metabolic process; glycosaminoglycan metabolic process; ganglioside catabolic process. Gene Ontology annotation, molecular function: beta-N-acetylhexosaminidase activity. Bases 22 to 1692 code for a protein of 556 amino acids.
AGGUUCACUUACCGUGGCGUCAUGCUGGACGUGGCUAGAAAUUUCCACAGUAAAGAGAGAGUCUACAAACUACUGGAUUCCAUGGCUAUGUACAAACUGAACAAAUUACAUCUGCACCUCUCUGACGACGAAGGCUGGAGAAUCGAGAUUCCGGGAUUAGAAGAACUCACAGAGGUUGGAGCCAAGCGCUGUCAUGACCCCCAAGAGCUAACAUGCAUCCUCCCUUUUCUUGGCUCGGGCCCUGCUCAAUCACCCCCUGGUUCUGGCUUCUACACAGUCGAAGAUUAUCGAGACAUCUUGCGCUACGCCACCGAUCGCCACAUCGAGGUCAUACCGGAAAUAGAUAUGCCAGGUCACGGCCACGCCGCUAUCAAGGCCAUGGAAGCAAGGCGCCAGCGUCUGCUAGCGCUCGGCAACGCCACGGCGGCGGAAGAAUACGUCUUGGUGGACAGGAGCGAUCCUUCACAGUACAAGUCUAUACAGAUGUACACCGACAACGCCAUCAACCCGUGCAUGGCUUCCACAUACGGGUUGAUUGCAAGAGUCUUGCAGACGCUUAUAGACCUUCACCGAGAUAUAAAUCCAUUAAAGACGUAUCAUUUUGGGGGAGACGAGGUGGCCAAGGGGGCUUGGGAGAAUUCCACGGAGUGCGCCAGUCUGUUCGAGUCUCCGUUUGGAGUUAUAGACCACAAAGACCUGAAGGAGAUGUUUGUUAGACAGGUUUCCAACAUAUCGGCGCAGUUCAACGUCGACCUGGCGGCGUGGGAGGAUGGCGUCAUGGAAUCGGGAAGCACGCCGUACGAAAGGAGCGAUUUAAAGAAUACAAACGUCUACGCGUAUGCGUGGGAUAACGUUUGGGAAUGGGGAGUUAGCGGACGAGCGUAUAAAUUGGCAAAUGCUGGUUAUAAGGUUGUGAUGGCCCAGGCCACACACCUCUACUUUGAUCACCCUUACGAGCCCGACCCCUUGGAGCGCGGCCUGUACUGGGCGCCAAGGUACACCGACACCAGGAAGACGUUUGGAUUCAUGCCCGAAAAUCUCUACGCAAACGCAGACGUUGCCAGGUCCGGGGAUCGACUUACGCGCGAGGACGUUUGUGGGGAUGACGACGAAGAUUGCGUUACUUUGGAGAAAAACGAAAAUAUCAUUGGAAUCCAAGGUCAUCUAUGGAGCGAGUUAGUAAGAAGUUUGGAGAUCGCGGAAUACAUGAUGUUUCCAAGACUCCUCGCUCUGGCAGAACGUGCAUGGCACGAGGCGCCAUGGGAAUCCGAGCGUGACAACGUCACGCGCAAAGACUCCAUUGACCGCGAUUGGCAGAGAUUCGCCAACACGCUGGGUUACAAAGAACUCCGACGGCUUGACAGGAAUAAGAUUGGUUAUCGUGUGCCGCCCCCUGGAGCAAUAAUACAAAACGGCCGAUUAAGAACUAACGUGGCAUUUCCCGGUUUGCGGAUUGAGUUUAGCGUCGAUCAAGGAGUCACGUGGUGCCAGGCAGCGCCCGACCAGGAACUACACCUUUCUAGAGCUUCUAGAAUACUGCUUAGGACCAGAUCUGCCGAUGGUGGUCGGACGAGUAGGGUCGUGACAGUACUAGCCCCGCCUUCUACUAGCACAGCACCUGUCACUCAAGUCUCUUUCUAUCUGAUGGUGGUUUUAAAUAUUAUUAAUUUAUAUUCUGUGAAUAUCAUUUGAUGUUUAUGUUUGUAAUUUAUGUCACCGUGUGUCUUGUAUUAAUCAAUGUAUUUAUUGUCAAUAUCUCGCCAAAAACUGUUACAGGUGUCCUUUGUAUUGUUUUAAUAACCAUCUUUAAAACAA